UUCCUUAAAGCCCCAACUGGAGGUGGAGGGGAAAAUAAUUCCGUCAUUACCGAAAACCCUCUUUAGGGCCACAGAGCCACAUCCUGAGCGGAUGCAAAUCAGGCUAGUUCCCUUGGAGGGUCUGGCCUGUGGUGUCGGUUUCUAGAAUCAUGAACAUGUGGCAGUUGGAUUAGAUUUUCCAUUACCUGCUGUCAGAGCUCAGAGGCCAUCCCAUGUUUCUAGAGCUGUAAAUGCCUUUGUGACCCAAGGACCUCCUUGAUGCCAACUGGUGGGGGGCAUAUGGGUUACAGGGAUCCGGUGGGGGUUAGCUCACCAAAGAGUGUCAGGACAUGUGUGCCACUGAAGCAGCAGAGUCACUCCUACGAUCAGAAGAAACCUUCUCUGCAUGUCUCGCGCGUAUCAAUACCAUCGUUCUCGAGCCCCUGCUCCAGGCGGAGCCUCAUGAGCAGAAAGGAAAGGAUAACUUGAAACUGUUGCUGCUUUUGAACGACCGCUUCCACGCUCUCUGGGACCUGACCGAGGAAAACCACCGGACGCUGAAAGAGAAGUUCAGCAUCUCCCCGUCGCUCUGCCUCCAAGACCUCUACAUCCUGUGGAAGGGAGACCUGUUUCUCAGUAUCUAUAUCCAAUACUUCGUCACCUUUGCAAACUGCGUUGUAGUCCAGGGCUUUGACCAGGCGGCAAAGAAUAAAAGUGAAUUCUGGAAGACACACAAGACAGCACUGAAGCAAUUCCUUGCAGACUUCACUUCUGAGACAUCCAUUCCGGUGGCCCUGCAUACAGUACUCCAUAAACCUCUCCGGGAUCACGUGCAGCAAUAUGCCCUCAUCCUUACCAGGCUCAGCGAGGCCAUUGGCAAGUGCCCUGACCAAGAACUCGUCACCAGUGUGGCCAAGCAAUAUGCCAAACUGCAGUCUUUCAUUAGCCAAGUCCUGGAUGAAGCCUGCCUGACCAAAGCCCUGUGGAAGUCCUUGGGAAACAAACUCACGGAGUGGCUCUGUGUUCCUGAGCGCAGGCUGCUGGAAGACAGCAAAAACCUUCCGAUCUUCGCCAGCGUGGGCCGAACCAAUCGGGUUCUGCUCUUUGAUGACAUCCUAGUGCUGAUUCAGGGGAACAACUGCCAGAGUUUUGAUCUGAAGCUUGUGUGGGUCGAUGGAUCCGGCACUGAAAAGCCAGACACAGAGAACAGGCAUGUGCUCCAUAUCGUCACACCAGAAGAAGCAUUCUUCCUCUCUGCCAAAGAGCUACAGAGGAAGGCAGUCUGGCAAUGGAAGCUGAAUCAAGCCGUGCGCCAGGCACUGAAUGGGAAGAGAGAUUUCCCCUUGUGGGGUGAGGCCGGGGAGGGAAGCGAGCCUCCUUUCCAUCGCUGCUUCAAGUACGUCUUCCGAGCAGAGGGUAGAUUCAAGAACGCCGCGUACGAAGGUGAAUGGUACUGGGGGAAACCACAUGGCAAGGGGACACUGAAGUGGCCUGAUGGCCGAAACCAUGUUGGGGAUUUCAAAGAGGGCCUGGAACAUGGGUUUGGAAUCUGCCUUAUCCCACUCAUCUCCGAGGACAAGUAUGACUGCUACAAAUGCCACUGGUGUGAAGGCAAAAUGCGAGGCUAUGGAAUCUGUGAGUAUGGAAAUGAGAUGGUUUACAAAGGGUACUUUAACGAUAAUCUGCGUCAAGGAUUUGGCAUCCUGGAAAACCCUUCAGCGGAGCAGCCAUUUAAGUACACAGGGCAAUGGGAUAAUGACAAGAAGAAUGGAUAUGGAGUCUGGGAUGACAAGGACAGAGGGGAGAGGUACAUUGGGAUAUGGCAAGAUGACCACAGGCAUGGACAAGGCAUUGUGGUGACCCAGUCAGGCGUGUGCUACCAAAGAAUGUUUCAUGUGGAUAAAAUGGUGGGUUCCGGGAUUCUCCUCUUAGAAGAUGACUCUGUUUAUGAAGGCAACUUCACAAGAGAUCUGACAUUUGUUGGAAAGGGAAAGCUGACCUUUUCCAAUGGCUUCACUCUGGAGGGCACCUUUAGUAACAAAUCAGGCCAAGGGCUUCAGACGCAAGGAAUCUUGAACACUUCCGGCGACCAGCAAGAUGCCUCAAUAACCAAAGUUCAGCUGGGUCUUGAUGAGUUCCCGGUGGAGAAGAGAUGGCAGGGUAUCUAUGACCAGUUCCUGGAUUUCCUCCACUCUGGCUGCAAAGAAGAAAUGGAGGAGUCCUUCACCGGGUUCCAUAUACAGACAAGCAAGGAGUUGCGCAAGUCUCAGGAGUACCUCUUCUGCCUAAGGGGGCCAGAGGAUGUCUCUGGGAAGAUAGAAGAUGUCCUUGAAGAACUAGUUCAGCAUCGGGAGGUGGAGUCGCUCCAGUGUUAUUUACAAAAGGCUUUUAAGUCUUCCCUGCACCCGCUAGGAAAGCUGUUGAAGGCCCUGACGUUCGCUUUUCAGGCUACAUACUCUGGGAUCGGGGCAAACAAACACCUACUGAACAUGGCCCAAGAGGAGGUCAAGUACUAUGCCAAGAAAAUAUGGGAGUUUUACCAGGGUUUACUACAUCUGGCCUUGGAGCAGAAAGGCCAACCGCUGGCAAAGACAGAAGAUGGAGAGAAAAGUGACCUGAAUGCAUACGGAGUGAUUCUGCCUCUGAUCCUGCCCUGUUUCUAUCCGGAGCUCUUCAUGCUGUACAUGCUCUAUCAUGAGAAGGAAGACGAUCUCUACUGCCAGGGGAUUGUGGACCUGAGUUUAUUUCCUGACAUUAAGCUGCUAGAAUUCCUGGAUGUACAGAAACACCUGUGGCCCCUCAAAGAUCUCACCCUAACGACCAAUCAGAGACGUUCUCUUAUCAAAGACAAGUGCUUCCUUUCUGCUACGGAAUGUCUGCAAAAGUUGAUCACUACUGUGGACCCCCGGGAAAAGCUGGAGAUCCUUCAGAAGACCUAUGAGGAGAUAGAGAGCACUGUGUCACGAGUAGUGGAGAGGGACUAUAAACUCCCAAUGGAUGACCUCUUGCCGCUGUUGAUGUAUGUUGUAUCGCGGGCCAGAAUACAACAUCUAGGAGCUGAGAUACAUCUGAUCAGAGAUUUGAUGGACCCUACCAAUGAAGGAGGGAUGUAUGACUUUCUGUUAACAGCACUGGAGUCGUGUUACGAGCACAUUCAAAAAGAUAUGAGGCUGCAUCAAAGGGAGAGCUGGUAUGUGUCACGUGAUCCUUGACCUUCACAAUCAAGAGACAUCUUGUUCAUGCACUUUGAUGACUGUACACUGUUAGGAGAUGAGAAGGGAAUUGAGUCACUGCUGUUCUAGUUCACUUUCUAAUGGGAAGAAUGUUUGUUUGUUUUUUUCUAGACCCAGGCUUUUUUUAAAGUACAAAACAGCUAGUGUCUGGACUUGUGGUGAUGCUUGCAGUCUACAAGGAGCAAGAUCCCUCCUCAACCUCUCUAACAUCUUUUGCCUUUGACAAAACAUAGCCCUGCACUGCUCUGACAUGAAUAAAGCAAAAUCUGGUUUUUAUGAUAUCAUGCAUAAAAUUACAGCCCAACUAUAACAAUCACAGCUGGAUAUUGAUGUUAAAUCUUCAAUUUUCAGCUAGUGUUCUGUGCAAACCCCUGCUUCCAUUUUUCAGAAUAAACCAUUUUUGUGGCCUUUGCCAAAAACUUCCCACCCUGCAGAUUAAUCCUAUUUUUCUGCAUUUUACAAGUCUGCCUCUGCUCCAUGACCUCAUUUAACUUCCUCCUGUUUUGUUGUUUUGCAUUUAUUUUGCAAGGCCAAAAUAUCCUGGGGUGGAUGUUUUUAUAAAAAACCUUAAAACCAAAGUGUGACUAAUCUGCUUUGCCUGCAUGGUCCUGUCUGAUGGAAUCAGCUGCACAGAGAGAGGCAAUUCUUUUCCAUUUCCCCCCCAAUAACCUCUUCCCGGAGAAGUGGAGAUGCGGAGUGACGAAUCUUGCCCCAUUGUCCUUGCUAGACAUGCCAAGCCAAAUCCCCUCUGCGCCAUCACUGUCGCAUUUUAAAGCUGCUAUUGACUAACUUGAUUUUUAGACUACUUCAAUUGUAAAUUAUCAACAUUUUUACACCCUGCUGAAUCCUUCAAUCUCAGGGAUGUUACUGUGUAAACUUCCAUGCCUUGUUGCAGAUCAGGGCCACUCCGUUCACCUGGCAUACAUGGCACCAGGGGAACUAGAAUUGCCUUGCACUGUAAGACCUCUGAAACGCUGCAAAGCAAUUUAAUCAAAAACAAAUGUGGUUCUGCACUAUGGGUCCUGUGGAAAAGCCGGGAUCUACUUAAAAUGGUCUUUAGGUGCUGACAUUCUACCCUACUGACUCAAUGGGUUGUAAAUAAGACAGACUCUGACCCUAUUAUUUCUGUGGUGGUUUUUUUAAUUAAAAAGGUAAACUGUAUCUAAAUGUUGCACUCAAACUGAAUACACUAAAUAUGGAUGUCUGUCUGGGGUUCAUAUGAGAACAAAAGCUAUAGAAUUUAGAGUAAUUUAACAGUGGGUUUUAACUUAUGUUUUUUUAAGAUAUGGGCCAGGCUGAUAUUGUAACUACAUAAAACUAUAGAGUGCACCUAAUUAUCACAAGUAUGUUUUAAAGAGUACACUGGAUGCAAUUGUUAAUAUAUUGAUUUGGGGCUGUGUGUUUUUUUACAGUAACUUUUGUAUUUAAAUAAAGCUGUUACCUUUUGUUUUAAA
Chelonoidis abingdonii (Abingdon island giant tortoise) is the source of this 4666-nucleotide messenger RNA. NCBI's taxonomy places the organism in Eukaryota, Metazoa, Chordata, Testudines, Testudinidae. The record is from RefSeq and is a predicted model, not a curated record.